Dermochelys coriacea (leatherback sea turtle) is the source of this 985-nucleotide messenger RNA. RefSeq names its product mitochondrial ribosomal protein S26 (gene MRPS26). The transcript is spliced from 4 exons. Gene Ontology annotation, cellular component: mitochondrial small ribosomal subunit. Bases 37 to 732 code for a protein of 231 amino acids. The record is from RefSeq and is a predicted model, not a curated record. Lineage: Eukaryota; Metazoa; Chordata; Testudines; Dermochelyidae.
CCAGUCGCCGCCCCCGAAAGAACUACAUUUCCCGUCAUGCCCCUGCCCCGCCCGGGGCCGGCCUCCUGCAUCCGCUUCCGGGCGAGGGGUCAAGGCCAUGGCGGCGCCCCGCCGGAGGUCGGGGGUACCGCCAUGCUGCCCGCGCUGAGCCGCUGCCGGGCCCCGCUGAGCCGCUGCCGGCCGCUGCUGGUGCCGGCCCGGGGCCGCAAGUCCCGCCACGACCCGCCCGCCAAGUCCAAGGCCGGGAGGCUGAAGGUGCCGCCGCCCGUGGAGCCGGCCGAGCUGCUGGUGGUGAGCGAGCGCUACCGGCACUACCGGCUCGUGCUGCAGGCGCUCAGGGUGGAGUUCAAGCAAGAGGUGUUGCGGAAGCAGCAUGAGGAGCGCCUUGAUAGAGAGAGUGGGGAGGAGGUGAUGGAGGAGCACCGGAAACUGAUGGCAUGGAACAACGCUGAAAACGAACGGCUGCGUAAAAAGAGGGAGGAGCGACUCAGAAGAGAGGAGGAAGAAUUGCAGGACCGUAAGUUACAAGGAGCCCUCAACCAUGCCAGGUUAAUGGAGGAUUUUCUUAAGCAGAAGGAGAGAGAGGUUCUACAGUUGCAGGAGGAAGCCAGAAAUUUCAUCACCCCUGAAAACUUGGAUGAGCAAAUUGAAGAGUGCCUGGAUAACCCUCGCAACUACAACUUUGCCAUCGAUAAAGAAGGGCGCAUCGUCAAGCAGAGCAUGCCGUCCUAGAGGCUCUCUUGAUCGGGACAAUUCAGAUGGGAGACUUUCCUAUGGCUUCCAUCCAGAUGCUGUGCUCAGGGCAGAAGCAAGGGGAAAGGAGCAUCAUGCAUACAAGUCGACUGAAAUUUCAUUUUGACAAACAGCCCUUUGGUGCCAGUCACAAUUCCUGCCUUGAAAGGCUGUCACCUGCUUCAUAGCUCAUGUCCCUUUGCUUUGGGACAAAUUGCUGUUGUCUCCGAAAUAAAGGAAUGUGUUUUUUACA